AUGAUUUCUGACGAACAUUACGACCUUUGUCGUCCCAUCCUGGACGAUGCCACCAUAGAGGAAGAGGAUAAAACUGAACGUUUGGAGGAUCUGCUUCGGAAAGACGGAAGACUGCGCGGCGCUGCUUUGGAAAAUGCGGUUCUAGAUGCACUGUGGAAACAUCGAAAUGCUCAACGUGGAGAGACAUCUGAGACGCCCUUGCGACAUCAUGUCAUUCGCAAGUCAUCUCCAGCGCCCUGGCAGGUCAACAGAGCUCCCACACCCUUGGGGUCCCCUCCGCCACUUUCUUCCAGCCCUGCCCUUUCAGUGGGAUUUCCAGCUUCGCGCCCCAGCUUUUCCCGGCAGAAGUCCAGCGUACAAUCUCCCUUUGCCUCUCCUCGGCCUUCACCCCAUCUUGGUUUAGCACAACCCAUUCCCCACAGCCCGAGCUUGAAUGCGUAUGAAUUCUCCGAUGCUAGCCCGGCUCCAGACAUCUACGGCGAUUAUGGUCACGAGAAUGUGGACUGGCUUUUGGCCGACGAAACUACAAGCAAUGCCUCUUCCACAGUUACUGGUGCCCUAAGUGCUGCAGCUCCUGAAUGGGUUCCUCAACCGGACAUGAGUCCGUACGAUAUUCUCCGCUCCGUCCUGGGCGAUCGAAAGACAGAUGAUGAAAUUGAGGAAGCACUUAACAAGCACUCAUAUGACUUGGGGGCCACCAUUGCGUCUUUACUCGGAACGGAUACGGCCGAUGCUCAAUACACUGCAGUCCCAAGUAAUGAAGCAAAUGUUCUGGUCGGCAAGUCCAUGGCCGUCAACCAAAUCCGGCCCUCGACGCCUGGUACGGCAAAGAGUCCUAUUGUUUGCAAAUACUGGCUAGCUUCGGGCUCAUGUCUCCGUGCUGACUGCCGAUUUGCACAUGAUAUUAGCGGUUACCUCUGCAAAUAUUGGAUGAACGGAAAUUGUUUGGCCGGCGACGCUUGUCAAUUUUCACAUGAUCCGGCACUUUUGAUCAAUCACCUUCACACGGGGGAAAGCAACCCUCCCCAGACCUUUCAGCUCCAAGACCAGUACGAUCAAUUUCCCUCUCUAUCGAGCCACAAUGUAAGGAGCACACUCCAAGCUGGUUUGGUAGCAGGGAACACGUUCAUCCCCACCAGUCAGAAGGGAAGAGCAGCUCUGGGCAGCAUUGGCCCGGGUUCUAGACCUCACUCGAGACCUAACUCGCGUCAUCAGAAUCGACCGGAGACACCAUCAUCACUAGCUAUGGAUGAUCCCGAAGCAUUUCCAAGUUUGGGCUCUCUUGGUACAAAGCGAGGAGCCAAACAUCACGGUCAUCGAUCUAGGCAUGGCCACGGAAGCAUGGAAAAGGAAACGUCUUCUUCUCUUGCUGACCUUGUUCGCAUGUCACCAUCUCCGGCACCCGGACAGGCACGAAAGGUCGAGACUAGUCGCAAGAUCAGAACUUACGGAGGAUCUGAGAGUGCAGCGGCACGAAAAAUCCCAGAGCCUCAACACAUUCCCUGGCUGGAGACUGGUUCUCGCGCCAAUCAACAGUAUCUGAAGUACAGGCAAGAAGCUAUCAAGCAUGGCAGCAUACGCAAUAAAUUCUUGCAAAGCGCCGCGCAAGCAUGGAACCGUAACGAUGCUCGUGCAGCGAAGGCGCUCUCAUUACGUGGGCAGGCCGAGAACGACGCAAUGAGAAAGGCACACCGAGAAGCAGCAAAAGCACUGUAUGACGAACGAAACAAACACCUCUCGACAAUGCCGACCGAUGACGACGAAGAACUCUAUAUUGAUCUCCACGGUCUCCAUCCAGAAGAGGCAAUCGAAUACCUGGAAAAUAUUCUCCUCACACACGCGAAACGGGGCCGGAGGAUCAUUUAUGCCAUCACAGGAACUGGACAUCACAGCAAAAACGGCAAAGACAAAGUCGGCAAAGGCGUACGCAACUGGCUGAAUGAAUGGGGAUAUAUCUUUCGCGAGUUCAGCGUUCCGGGUGAGAGAGGAGGAUACAUUGGUGGUGUACUAGGAAUUGAUAUCACGAGUCAUAGACGACAGCCCAUCUCGGCGGAGGCAGGCUCGAAAACCGAGGAAGAGGAGACUUCUCCCACGCCGGCUGUCGCAACCGCGGUGAGUUCGAAGAUACAAGUGCUGAAACGUGAGGAGGUGCCCGUUUGA
Rhinocladiella mackenziei CBS 650.93 is the source of this 2160-nucleotide messenger RNA. RefSeq lists its product as uncharacterized. The record is from RefSeq and is a predicted model, not a curated record. NCBI's taxonomy places the organism in Eukaryota, Fungi, Ascomycota, Eurotiomycetes, Chaetothyriales, Herpotrichiellaceae. Gene Ontology annotation, biological process: negative regulation of DNA-templated transcription. The transcript has 3 exons. Gene Ontology annotation, cellular component: nucleus. Gene Ontology annotation, molecular function: metal ion binding; RNA binding. The coding region runs from base 1 to 2160 and encodes 719 amino acids.